Molecule: messenger RNA, 4794 nt
Organism: Xyrichtys novacula (pearly razorfish)
Lineage: Eukaryota; Metazoa; Chordata; Actinopteri; Labriformes; Labridae
Source: the annotation of a GenBank genome assembly
AUGUGGCUGCUGAUUUUCUUAGUCUGGGUGGUGGUGUGGGCAGGUGGGACAUACUGGUACCUGUUUGGGAAAAAAAGCCCCUUCUCUCUGGAGUCGGUGAAACCCCCUGCUCCUCGGGAGUUUGAUCAGAAGAAACGCGACAAAGUCAUCAAACAAGGUAAAAUUACUCCCUGAACUCUGCUGUGAUUAGAGUCUACUGCUUAUCAUUUAACUGUAAAAGUGCUACAGCUAUUAGGGAGGGAUUUACUUUUUUCUGAUGUGGUGAAUGUUUCAUAGAAAUUUCAACCCCAAACUUUUAAAAGGUCCCAUAUGACAUGUUAUUUUAGGUUGUUAACUACAUGUUUUACUAGACUUAAGUCAGACCGAUAAAUGAUAAAAAUGUCCUCUUAUAGUUUAUUAGUUUCCAAAAACAUCGAAUGUAUCAAACAAAAUAGAUAAAUAAAUUUGUUAAUUUUUAAGGACAUUUUUAUUUUUUUGGUUUUCAGUAGUAAGUGAAAUAAAUAUUUCAGCUCCAAAAAAAUAGGUGAAUUUUCUGGCCUUAAUUUGUGGUGUCAGGCAUUAAAGGGCUACACCAGGUUUUAAAUCAUUCAGCAAAAUUAAAUCAAUCAAAAAAUUUGGCCUUUGUGGGGGAUUUAUCUGAGAGAGCAGGUAUGCUAUGAUAAAGAAGUUCUGCACUGAGUAGUUACUUGCGUACUAAGGGGAGUUACAAACCAGAGCAGAAUCCAGCAAAAGCUUAAUUUAACAAAAAGUAGAAUACAAUAUUUAUUUGUUACUAUUCAGGGUUUAUACUGCAAGAUUCUUUUACGCUGAAACAAAUAUGGCGAGCGCUCCAGGAGAACCCACACUAACACCAAGAGAGAUAUUGUGACACUUGCUCAUCAUCUCAAAACUCGAAUUAAAAAAAAAUCUAUUUAAAACCUGUACCAUAUGAGGCUUUCUCUCCCAUUAAAAAUUUGUUAUAGGUUUUAUAAGUGUUGAGGUUCACUCAUACGAUUAUCUGAUUGACCUGCCUGCUCUGUCGUAACUAAGAGUUUGAAUUGGACCUAAAUCAGAGGGGGUAGUAAUUAAACUUCAUAUGUGUUUUAUCUUAAUUAGAUUAUGACUAAGAGAUAGUAAAAUGUCUGUUAUGUUUAUUGCCGACUGAAGAUUAUCGGUACAGGAUUACUGUACCUGGUUCAGCAGUUAUGAGUUUAUGACUGAAGAGGUGUUUUUAGUACAACUUUCUGCCAUUUAUGCAACUUUCCCUGAUUUUUCAGUAUCAGCACCUUGUCAUAACAUGAAGGCUUAUUUUCACUGAGUAAACUGAAACUAAACUCUGUGAUUCUGUCCAGGUUUCAGCCUCGACAAAGUGCCCAAGAACCUGGAUGUCAUCGUCAUUGGGAGCGGUAUUGGUGGACUGACAGCUGGAGCCACACUGGCCAAAGCAGGGAAGAAAGUCCUGGUGCUGGAGCAGCACGACCAGGCAGGAGGCUGCUGCCAUACUUAUGUAGAGAAAGGCUUCGAGUUUGAUGUCGGUAAGAUGGCUUAAAAAUCUGAAAUGCCCAAUCUAGAAACAAAUAUAUUCGGCCAAACCAAAGAUGAUAUAAGGUGGGUUUGUUUCCGGUCUCUUCUAGGACUUCAUUACAUCGGUCAGCUCCAUGAGAACAGUCUACUGCGCAUCGCUUUUGACCAGAUCACUGAAGGCCAGCUGGAGUUUCAGGAGCUAAAACCACACUUUGACACCAUCCAGAUUGGCCUUGGCGAUGACAAACGGGAGUACACGGUCAUUUCCGGUAAAACUGAAAUGGAAGCCCACCUGCUGAAGCAAUUCCCUGAUGACACAGAGGCCAUCAAGACGUUCUUCAAAAUUAUGAAGGUACUGUUUUUGGUGGAGCAGGUUUAACUCUAGCUCUAUCUGUCCAAAUACAAUAACCCCAACUAUGACUCUUCGGCGUUUUAACAGCUCUCAGCUAAGAAGACCCACUACCUGGCAACGCUGAAGCUGAUCCCAAAGUGGGUUUCUUUAUUCCUGCUCAAGUCAGGCAUCGCAGACCUCAUCUCACCAGUCUUCCGUAUCAGUGGCACAAGUGCAACAGAGUAUGUGAACACCCUGACCAGCAAUAAGGAUCUCCAUCUCAUCUUUUCUUAUCUUUUCUAUGGUGAGUCGUACAGAGGUCUGCAACCAGCUAUCAAUACCAGAAAACUGGAAAUUAUCAGGCGAAUAAGUCUUGUUGCUCCAGAGCUAGACCUGAACAUGAUUCCGUCCGUAUCCUUGGUUUUGUCCAUCUUCAGGGGUGCCUCCAAAAGACUCCAGCGUCAUGAUCAACGCCCUCCUCAUUCAUCACUACAAACGAGGUGCUUACUACCCUAGAGGUGGAGCCAGCGAGAUCCCCUUCCACAUCAUCCGCACCAUCCAGAAACAUGGAGGAAACUGUCUGGUCAGAGCUCCAGUCACCCAGAUUCUGGUCAAUGAGAAGGGAGCAGCUUACGGUGAGGAAUAAUAUCAGUGUCUUCUAAAAAGGUGGAUAUUUUCCAGGUAGCUGACUGCAACCCUUCUUUGUGUGACAGGUGUGAAAGUAAAGAAAGGUCAAGAAGAGGUCGAGGUUCAUGCACCUGUGGUGGUGUCGAAUUGUGGUGUUUUCACCACCUUUCAGAAGCUUCUUCCCCCUGAGAUUCAAGUCAAGACGGGUAAAAGAAAACCCUCUAAAAAAUGAACAAAUGAAUUCUUCAUUGUUUCAGAUAAUAAAGUGAAAUAAGGUGGAAACUGUCAAGUGAUUUUAAAGUGUUCAUGUUUUAGAUGUCCAAGAGAGAUUGAACAUGAUGAAGCAUGGCAGAGGAUCGUUCUUGGUCUUCUCUGGCUUUGAUGGAACUCAAGAAGAGUUGGGUCUGGAGUCCACCAACUACUGGCUGUUCAAAGAUAAUGACAUGGACAAGUCGUAAGUAUGCAGAGCAGUGAUUACAAUGGAAACUGUCUGCAGGUAGUGGUUGAAUCACCAGAAGGGGGCAAUAUUGGAUCAGAAGUGAACACUCAAUAACACCACAGAGACAAAACUAACCCCACUUCACCUGCUUACUGAGACACUGAUCCUCUUGUAAAGGUUGACAUUCAGGAAAGACCUUUGUUACUGAAGCUCAUUUAGUUAUGCAGCUAAUUUCUGUAAACAGAAUUAAAGAAACACUCUUUACCAUGCUACAGUUGCCUUUUUAUCCUCUAGAGGGAGCAGAAGCUCAGCCAGAUUUCAGCUCCAGGAUUUAAAUACCAUCCUUUGAGUUCUUUCAUGUGGGGCUUCACAGCAGAUUAAUGCAGCAAAGACUGGUCUGACUGAGGAAUGAUGACAUGGAUGUUAAAAUAUCUCUGUUUUUUGUUUGUAAGGAUGGAAAACUUCUUUGCUUUGGGUAAAGAAGAAGCACCAGACAAUAUCCCCAUGAUGUUCAUCACGAUGCCCUCUGCUAAAGACCCUGAGUCCAACAUAAGACACCCUGGUACAUCCACUGUUUAUUUUCUUUAGUUGCAAAAGCAAGUUAUGAAGACAUGAUCUCUAACAGAUUCAAAAUACUGAUGCAUGUGUGUGAGUUGUGUGUGAGUUAUGUAUGUUAUGUGUUUCACGUUCCCAGGGAAAUCCUGCAUGACAAUACUGACGAUGGUGAAGUACGAAUGGUUUGAGGAGUGGACGGACACAACGGUGCGCAAAAGGGGUGACGACUACUACAACUACAAAAUGAGAUUCGCUGAGAAUCUCUUUGCUUGGGCCUGUACUCUGUUUCCUAAAAUCAAAGACAAGGUAAGAUCAGUCAGAGUCAUACAUAUAUGUAAGUAUUCACAUUGUAAAGACUUUAUUCUGGCACCAGUGAACUCGGGGUACAUGAAAUAGGGUGGUAUGGUUUUGAUCCGAGACUUCUUUCGCAAACACCCACUUUCUUUGACUUGUCAUUUUGUGCAGCCGCUGACCAAAUUCAAAAAUACAUUUGUUACUGGUUUGUCUGUUCUGUGUUAUGGUAGAAACAUAGCAGUGCAAGAUAGUAGCCCCAAGAUGCAAGAUGCAAGAUAGUAGUAUACACUAAUCUAAACAUACUUAUAAAUAUGCACAUCCCAUUUCUUCCAAGCCUGUUCCGCUUGCUAAAUGUGUAAUGUCUGUCAAAAACAAAAUCACAAUUAUCUGGUUUCUUUUAGUUGGUUUUCCAGGAUGUGGCGACCCCGCUGAGCAACAUGCACUACCUCGGAGCCCAGCGUGGAGCCAUGUACUCUGCUGAGCACAACCUGGAACGUUUCCAGGCUGAGGCCGUGGCGAGGAACAGGAGUGACACCCCUGUGAAAAACCUCUUCAUCUCAGGUACAAAUCUUACCGACAUGGAGAAAAGUUGAGCAGAGUCAGAACUUCAUGUUUUUACUUUGUUGUGAGUGAGAGAAGUUUUCACAGUAGGUCAUUCACUUGAAACAGGAGAGCUGGUUUUGCUUUGAGAGUGAGGCUUUUUUACAGUUUGAUCUUUUGCAUGUGAAACUGGUUCAAACAGUUUUAAAAAGAGGAGGAAACAAAGGCUUGUCAAGGGAAACACUACCUAGGGGGAGACAGAGACAAUAAUCCAAACCCAGACUUGUCUUUUCCCAUCAGGAAAGUUUUAUGCGUGUCUUUUUUUUUUCUUUUCCCAGGCCAGGACGUGUUCAGCUGUGGGAUAGCUGGCGCUCUACACGGUGGACUCUUGUGCGCCGCCACAGUGUUGGAUCACAUCAUCUACAUCGACUUGCUUUUCCUCAAGAAGAAGUUGAAGAGGAGGAAAGCCAAAGAGUUGGCCCUGAUGGCAAAGAAGAAGCUGUAG